CAAGGAGAAGUCUGCAGCUUUUCUUAGUUUUACUGUCUCGCUUAGUGUUGCUGGCCUAUGCCCACACAUCCAUAUCACUGGCUUAUCGUGUCUUGCCUCCUCGUACGUUGUUCCUUGGCUCUGGAAACAUUGCAGGUCUGUUUUUUUUGUGCGCUUCAACUUGUUGAAUACCAGCACCCUGCCCUCGGCGAGGAGUGGUCACUGUUCAAGGUUCAGGAAGAUAACGAGAGAAGAGCGUUACCAUGGGUGAGACGACACAACACUCUCUGCUGCUUCUUCUGUGUCUGACAGGGCUUGUUCACCGUUCAGCCGCCUUAAUGUUUUGGACAGCCGAGGUGGAAAUAAGCUAUGCUAAUAUCGACAACAGGACCGUGAACAAAAGCUGCGAGUGUGGGGUGUAUGGUCGUAACUCUCCCCUGAAGACAGUCGCAGGCAUUGUUACGCUUCCCAUGGGAGACCCCAUAGGCUGUGGGCCAGAUCUUGUCUACAACCGUAAUACCAGCUCACCGGCCUGGAUAGCCCUGGUCAAACGGGGCAACUGUACCUUCACCGAGAAGAUCAAUGCUGCUGGACGUCUCGGAGCAGUUGCUGUGGUGGUGUAUAAUGUGGACGGCAGCGGCGACAGCACCACUCAUAUGGCUCACUCGGAUACAGGUGAGACCGUGGCUAUCAUGAUUGGCAACUCUCAGGGCAUGGAGGUAGUCAAGUUGGUGGAGAAUGGGACAGUUGUUCAAAUGACUAUUAAAGUGGGCAGCCCUCAUGGACCCUGGAUGGACACCUACUGGCUUUACUUCCUGUCCAUCGCCUUCUUCAUCGUAACAGCAGCCUCAAUCGCCUACUUUGUGUUUAUCUCUGCAAGUCGUCUCUACAACAUGAGACAGCAGAAGCACUAUGACAGGAGGCUGAAGUCGGAGGCCAAGAAGGCGAUUGGCCGCCUCCAAGUGCGCACACUCAAGAGGGAUGAUGAGGAAACUAUGUCUGAUGUCCACAUGUGUGCCGUGUGCAUCGAAUCCUACCGGGCCGGCGAAGUGGUGACAGUGCUCACAUGUGACCACAUCUUCCAUAAAGCCUGCAUCGAGCCCUGGCUGCUGGAGAGGAGGACCUGCCCCAUGUGCAAGUGUGACAUCCUGAAGGCACUGGGGAUUGAGGAGGAAGGGAAGGAGAGCAUUUCUGAUGACUCCCCAGAAGAGGUCACUGUGAUCACGGUUACAGGAGGAGAAACCCUCUACGAGGUCCCACUGACUGACCCAGCAAACUCCGAACCAGAGAGACAUCAGCAUCGCUAUGACAACAGGGCCUAUGAGGAAGAAACAGUCGCUGUGAGAGGAUGAACAACAGAAACAAAACAGCAACCAUGGAUACGCUGAACCAGCAGAAUUAUUGAACUAUAAUCUUCCAACAGGAGAAACUCUGUUCAUCUUGUAGCCUAAUGCAUGUUUAAAAAAAGAUAAAGAAAACAUUCCAAGGAUUUUGAAUGUUCAUGGACAUUGUCUAAUUAGCUUUGCAUGCCACUGCAUUUUCUUUGCGUCGGCACAAGUCUGUGAUUAUUGGUAAUUAUAGGGUUUGUUCAUAAAGAUACCUAGAGAUGGUUAGAAUAGAUUCUGGAAACUGAUGCCGGUGUCAAAUGACUGUUUUGCAUAGUAAGCACACCGGUUAGGGAGGUAUUUCAAUAUCUGUUUGAAAUCAAGGCCAAACUUUCUUCCCUGUCAGCUUCUCUCAGCCUCUUACAACUAACCAUUGUCUUUUCAGUUGACAGAAUAAUUCAUUUAUCUCAGUUGAUUGAACAGUUUAAUUUCCUCUUGAUCUUCGUUUUCCAUAAGUUUUUUUUACUGUCAGUUUACCAAAUGUGAUUCACAAAACACACCCUGUUUAACACACCCUUGACUGGAAAAACAGCAUGACACACAUUGCACUAUGAUGAGUUAGAGACAUCGCCUGAGAGCCUGACCUUCUUUGGAAAACAAAAUCUACAAAAACAUGUUUACCACAUAUGAAAUAACAUUUUUCAAGCCCUUCCAGAUUGCUGGCUGGUUUAUAGCUACAUUUGAGAAACAGAAAUGUGGCAGUGCAAUAAAUGUCAUGGGAACUGUAGAUGAUUUGCCUCAGAAUGCGUGAAUGUGACGUGUUCUGCUUAUUUAAAUAAUAUUCGGUGGAGUGGUUGUACGUUUUGGACCUUGCUGUAUAUUGAGAUUGAUUCGUCAAUCAUGAAGUUCAACCUGUUAAUUUAAAGGGAAACAUAAGAAAUCUGUUAUCAGUUUUCACGUCUAAACAGAUGAUUUGCAUUUAAAGUUCCAAGGGUUAUUUUUGAACAGGUUUUCCAGGUUGUACCUUUUGGAAUUUAAGGAAAUUUUUAUUCAAUCCCUGUGGUCUACC
Messenger RNA from Paralichthys olivaceus (Japanese flounder), 2373 nucleotides. RefSeq names its product ring finger protein 128a (gene rnf128a). Gene Ontology annotation, cellular component: plasma membrane. Gene Ontology annotation, biological process: ubiquitin-dependent protein catabolic process; Wnt receptor catabolic process. NCBI's taxonomy places the organism in Eukaryota, Metazoa, Chordata, Actinopteri, Pleuronectiformes, Paralichthyidae. The record is from RefSeq and is a predicted model, not a curated record. Gene Ontology annotation, molecular function: ubiquitin protein ligase activity; frizzled binding.